UUUCAAGCGACCCCUCAACGCCAAAUUUGAAUCCGUCCCCUCCUAUCCAUCAUCACGUUGCUUUCAAGAUCGAACCUUAAUCUUCCCCGCGACUCCCCCCAGUCCCUCCAUUGCACACCUCAUCCUCGCCUCUCUCACUCCACGUCUCUCAGAUCUCACUCCUCUCGCAUUCUCUCCCUCUCUUAAAUACCCAAAAACCCUCUUUGAGAUCUGAACACACGAGAUCAAUCCGACCCACCAGAGAAGCGGAGACCCCCGUAGAGAUUGCAGUCGAAGAAGGAGGAGGAGGAGAGGGAAGGAGAAGAUGUGUUGCGGGGGCAGAGUGUGCAUGCUCUGCACGUGCCUGAUCCUGGUGGUGGUCCUGAUCGGGCUGCUGUUCGGCUUCGGGGUGUUCAAGCACGGGUUCCACAAGCUCAAGGACACCAUCAACGAAUGCGAUCCCAACGCCCCCGCCAGCCUCUGCGGCAGCGGGAGGCCGUUCCUGGGUUUCGCGGCUCCUCCUCCCUUUUAGGUUUCCUUUUGGUUCGCUCUCGAAUUGCUAGGUUGCUUUUUCUUUCCCUGAUCCCUAAUUAUUGGGUCGUGAAUCUACGAUGGGAUUUGUUUGAGGGGGCAUAGUCCUUCCGGUUCGUGCCGAUGUUCGUAUGAAAAAAUCAUCAGGCUUGUGUACAUAAAUAUUCUUUUGGGUCAAGGGGUCUUUGAACGAUCUCUGUUUGAUGGAAUGUCUCUCGUGUAUUGCAUUUGUUUAAGAUUUGCCAAUUGUCAU
Rhodamnia argentea is the source of this 763-nucleotide messenger RNA. RefSeq lists its product as uncharacterized. Bases 305 to 511 code for a protein of 68 amino acids. The transcript has a single exon. The record is from RefSeq and is a predicted model, not a curated record. NCBI's taxonomy places the organism in Eukaryota, Viridiplantae, Streptophyta, Magnoliopsida, Myrtales, Myrtaceae.